Molecule: messenger RNA, 2699 nt
Organism: Maylandia zebra (zebra mbuna)
Lineage: Eukaryota; Metazoa; Chordata; Actinopteri; Cichliformes; Cichlidae
Gene: tmem121b
Product: transmembrane protein 121B
Source: RefSeq, a predicted model, not a curated record
GCGCCCCAUAUGAACAUGUGUGAGAAACGAAUGGAAAUGAGCGCAAAAGCAGAGGGAGGUGGAAUCCGUUCCACUAGUCCGUGCCUUUCUUUGCGCCUGGCUGGUUCUCUCCACCUUUAAAGCAGCUAGAGGGAAGAAAACAGUCGAGAGGGAGGCGACAGCGCAAAUACAAUGGUCACUGAAACUGCAAAAGACAAUCCGAAGGCCGAUUAUUUCCCACCCGAAGCGAGCGAUUGCCCCAACUCUCCCAUCUCAUUUUCCUCCGAAGACGGCCAGCUAAGCAGGAGGCGCGACACCCAGACCACCAGCGGCAGCAUCAUCCCGGAGGACAGCGGCAGCAUCCAGGCCCUGGUCACCUCAUCCGCAGCCGCCGCCAGCAUCAUGACAUCAGGGGAGUUCGUGCAGACCGCUCCCCUGCUGGCGCACAAAUCCAAGAGGAGCAUGCUGUACAAGGCGCUGUGCUUCCUCCUCCUCAUCUUCCAGGGCGGCGUUCUGGAUUUCUACCUCAUCAUCUUCACGGACCUGUACUGGUGCUCGUGGAUAGCCACGGACCUCGUGGUGAUUUCGGGCUGGGGGAUUUUCUUCAUGAAGAACGCGCGGAGUAAGAGGGAGCGGGCCUGCGGCUUUCACCAGAAAAGCUCCAUUUUCGGCUGCAACCUCGGAGAGUUCACCUACGCCUACCUUGCAUGGCUCAUCUACGUCAUCGCCUGCACCCCUAAGGUGGUGCUCAUCCUGGAGACCUCCAUCCUGGAGCUGAUCACGUUAAAGGUCCCGUUCGGAGCGACCGGCUUCAAAAUCGUCAUGCUGCUGUCUGCGCCGCUGCUCUUCUGCCUCAUCAACUCCAUCAUCGAGGACCUGAACGGUUCGACGCGGCACCACUCCCAGAGCUGCUUCAUGGGCACCUGCCUGGACCUGCUGGACAGCUUCACGCUUGUGGAGAUGCUGCUAAGGAACGAGAUCCCCACGCUUUAUCUUAAAUACACCGUGAUCUCGGUGUACUUUGUGGCCCUGGCCGUGCCGGUGGUCUGGCUGUACGAGCUCACGGCGUCCGAGCUGCGCUGCAGGUGGCUUUGGGCCCGUUUCUCCACGGGCCUGGUGGUUAAUGCGCCCCUGCUGGUGGUCAGGUGUUUCCAGGUCUACAUCUACAAGAUGCCGGUGUCGGUGUUCAUGUUCAAAAACAUCUUCUUCUUGGCCUGUAAGCUGCUGGAGCUGCUGGAGCAGUGUGUGGCGUUCCGGGGGGUCCGCAGGCUGGCUGGCGGCAGCAACCCGGCCCAGUUCUCCCACUGCGUGUCCGAGAACGACAUGUGUCCGCACGGGUAUGUCAAUACUCUGGCUGUGGCUCAGUCCUAGAGUCGUGGCGGCCGUCUCUGCCUGUGACGGCAGGACAGACAUAGCUGGAACCUGGAAAAUCCCAAAUACCACCGAGUGUCCGCCUCGGGAUGCUGGCUUUUGGAUUCACGUCCACGCGAUAAGCAAAGCAGGUAUCAGGUAUCAGACACGCAGGCAACAAUAAAAUAAGCAGUGCAGAUGAUGGCAUUUAGCUGCUAAAUAAUAGACAAAAAACAAAACCAAUUUUCUAAUCAGACUGAAAAAACGAAAUCUUAUCUCCCGUGGUGAGCUCCUGUUGGGCCUCCCAGCUGCAUCUCAACAUAAAGUAUUAUUAAAGGGCCUUGAAGAGGCUCCGUCUCUGUGUUACCACUAACAGAGGUGUCAUUCGUGGGAAGACAAGAAAAUGUUCAGCAUAAAAUAAAAAAAUGGGGUAAAGGCAGAAGUUCCAUCAACUGGAGGCUGUGGAGGCCUAAUCUGCUAAUUCAGGUCUUUCUGUGUUAGUGGGCCCAAAGGCAGCUACGCAAUGAUCUCAUUAUUUCAGUGACUGUGAUUUGAAAUCUUUAUUUCCAAAGCAGCUCCAGGGUCACCAAGCGCUGUCAGACUACAAGCCAGGCUCGACUCGCUAAUUAAACCGCAGGGACCACAUUUGGCCUUUGUUAUCAAUCGAUGAUGCUUACUACCAAACGACUUUGUGAUUAAUCACAUGCAGAGCUGUGAAACAGUAUCUGACCCUGAUUUCUUUUUUGGUCGCUGUUCGCAUGUUUGUCACUUCUCUGUUUCAGAUCAUCAGACUUUCUGAUUCUAAUAUGAUUUAAAAAUAACCCGUCUGAAUACAAAAUGUACUUUUAUAUGAGGAAUGAUGAUUUUAUUUAUUGUUGGAAAACGUUAAACCUACCUGGACCUGUGUGAAAAGGGGACUGCCCCCCUAAAGCUAAUAACUGGUUGUGCCACUCUUGGCAGCAACAACUGAAAUCAAGUGUUUGCAAUAACUGCCAGUGAGUUUAACUUCUCUGUGGAGCAACUUUUCCAUCAGGACUUACAUCGGCCAGUCAAAAAAUCUUCAUGUUUUUUACCAUUUAGAGGUGGACUUGCUGGUGUCCUGCUGCAUAAAACCACUGUAGAGCUGAGCAUUCCCGGGAAGGUUCACCACUGUGCCAGGUUUUCUUGGUGGACGGCGUUAUGGUUUCCCAAAGCCUUUGACAUUGUAACCCUGUCAAGCGUCCUUCUUUCACCUGUGUCCUGAUGCUUUCCUUGUAGCCUGCGUCACUUUGUCAGACGCCUUCUGUGUAAUGGAGUUUUUGAUUGAACAGGUCUGACCUGAAACAGGUGAACGUGACAAAUAUGCAAACAAAAAAGAAACAAGGAAACAC